AUUAGUCUCCACACGCACCAGUCGGAGAUUAUUCCACUUUGCACAGUCCGUGAAUCUUCGUAUAUAUUCCUUCCAGUGAACGGAAAAAUGUCUGGUGUUAGCAAGAUUUUUGCUCGUGAAAUAUUUGACAGCCGUGGGAACCCCAGUGUUGAGGUUGAUAUCACAACAUCCAAAGGGCAGUUUCGUGCCGCUGUUCCAUCAGGUGCAUCUACUGGAAUUUAUGAAGCUUUAGAGCUCCGCGACAAGGAUCCAAAAAGAUUUCUUGGAAAGGGUGUUCUUAAAGCUGUCGAGAAUGUCAAUAAUAUCAUUGGGCCAGCACUUAUUGCAAAGAAUGUGGAUGUGACAAAACAAGAAGAUGUGGACAAGGUAAUGCUUGAGCUGGAUGGAACUCCCAACAAAUCCAAACUUGGUGCGAAUGCAAUCCUGGGAGUCUCACUGGCAAUUUGCAAAGCAGGAGCAGCACACAAGGGGGUACCCCUGUAUAAGCAUAUUGCAGACCUGGCAGGCAACAAGGAGGUGAUUCUUCCUGUACCAGCAUUUAAUGUUAUCAAUGGAGGAAGUCACGCUGGGAAUAAACUUGCCAUGCAGGAAUUUAUGCUCUUACCAACAGGGGCCAGUAAUUUUAAGGAGGCAAUGAGAAUGGGUGCAGAAAUCUAUCAGAACCUGAAAAGUGUUGUAAAGAAAAGAUAUGGAAUUGAGGCUGUUAAUGUUGGUGAUGAAGGAGGCUUAGCUCCAAACAUUCAGGAUAACAGAGAAGGUCUUGAGUUGCUCAAUGUUGCCAUUGCUCAAGCUGGUUACACUGGUAAGAUCAAAAUUGGCAUGGAUGUUGCUGCAUCAGAAUUCUUUAAGGAAGGAAAAUAUGAUUUGGACUUUAAGAACCCAAAGUCUGAUCCCUCAAAAUGGAUAACUGGUGAACAGUUGGGCAGUAUGUAUGAAGAUUUUAUUGCCAACUAUCCAGUGGUGUCUAUUGAAGAUGCAUUUGACCAGGACGACUGGGAGCAUUGGAGUCAGUUGACAGGAAAAGUAGACAUUCAAAUUGUGGGGGAUGACUUGACAGUGACAAACCCAGAACGUAUCAAAAUGGCUGUGGAAAAGAAAGCGUGUAACUGCCUUUUGCUGAAAGUGAACCAGAUUGGUUCAGUCACAGAAUCCAUUGAGGCGUGCAAGCUUGCUCAGAAAAACGGCUGGGGUGUUAUGGUGAGUCACCGCAGUGGUGAGACAGAAGAUACUUUCAUUGCUGAUUUGGUUGUGGGUCUGUGUGCAGGACAGAUCAAGACAGGUGCUCCAUGCAGGUCUGAACGAUUGGCCAAAUACAACCAGCUUCUCAGAAUUGAAGAGGAACUUGGAGCUGGGGCCAAGUAUGCUGGAGAGAAAUUUCGCAAACCACUGGAAUGAGCCAAAAGACAAGAUAAAAGCAAAUGUAGUGUGAAGUGUGAAGCUUUGUCAAGAUGGCUUGCCAAGGGAUGGGAAAAGAAAUGUGUUAGACAGUGCAUCAAAUAACAAGAAUUUUCACUAAAGUUAAAGAAAGGAAAAUACAACAAAUGAAUUGUGAUUGAUUUGCCUUGUAACUUCAUUAUGGACUUUAACCCUUUGACUCGUAAUAGUGACUAGUAUCUAAUUUCUUUACAUUGUCACCUCUGAGUUAAACAUGAAGCAAAUUUGAAUAAAGGAAAUGACCACCAACUAAAGAA
Stylophora pistillata is the source of this 1691-nucleotide messenger RNA. Its product is annotated as alpha-enolase. Gene Ontology annotation, cellular component: phosphopyruvate hydratase complex. NCBI's taxonomy places the organism in Eukaryota, Metazoa, Cnidaria, Anthozoa, Scleractinia, Pocilloporidae. The record is from RefSeq and is a predicted model, not a curated record. Gene Ontology annotation, molecular function: phosphopyruvate hydratase activity; magnesium ion binding. Gene Ontology annotation, biological process: glycolytic process.